CUCUGUCCUUGCAGGUCGUGUGUUCAAUGGCUCAGCGAAACCCAUCGACAGUGGCCCCACAGUGAUGGCCGAGGACUUCCUGGACAUCAAUGGCCAACCCAUCAACCCCCACGGCCGCAUCUACCCUGAGGAGAUGAUCCAGACUGGGAUCUCACCCAUCGAUGUCAUGAACAGCAUUGCCCGUGGCCAGAAGAUCCCAAUUUUCUCUGCUGCUGGACUCCCCCACAAUGAGAUUGCAGCCCAGAUCUGCCGCCAAGCUGGGCUGGUCAAGAAGUCCAAGGAUGUGGUGGACUACCAUGAGGACAACUUCGCCAUCGUCUUCGCUGCCAUGGGGGUGAACAUGGAGACAGCUCGGUUCUUCAAGUCGGACUUCGAGCAGAACGGCUCCAUGGAGAACGUCUGUCUCUUCCUCAACCUGGCCAACGACCCCACGAUCGAGCGGAUCAUCACCCCCCGCCUGGCGCUCACCACCGCGGAGUUCUUGGCGUACCAGUGCGAGAAGCACGUCCUGGUUAUCCUGACCGAUAUGAGCUCCUAUGCUGAGGCACUGCGAGAGGUGCAAGCAGCCAGGGAGGAGGUUCCUGGCCGCCGCGGCUUCCCGGGAUACAUGUACACGGAUUUGGCUACCAUCUACGAGCGGGCGGGGCGAGUGGAGGGCAGGAACGGCUCCAUCACCCAGAUCCCCAUCCUCACCAUGCCCAACGACGACAUCACCCACCCCAUCCCUGACCUGACCGGGUUCAUCACUGAGGGACAGAUCUACGUGGACCGACAGCUCCACAACCGCCAGAUCUAUCCUCCCAUCAACGUGCUGCCGUCCUUGUCCCGACUGAUGAAAUCAGCCAUCGGAGAGGGAAUGACCAGGAAGGACCAUGGGGAUGUCUCCAACCAGCUGUACGCCUGCUAUGCCAUUGGGAAGGACGUGCAGGCCAUGAAGGCUGUGGUGGGGGAAGAAGCUCUGUCCCCUGAUGACCUGCUCUACCUGGAGUUCCUCCACAAGUUCGAGAAGCAGUUCAUCACUCAAGGUCCCUAUGAGAACAGGAGCAUCUUCGAGUCCCUGGACAUUGGGUGGCAGCUCCUGCGCAUCUUCCCAAAGCAGCAGCUCAAGAGGAUCCCUGAGAGCAUCUUGGCUGAGUUCUACCCAAGAGAGGCCAAGGCACAGGACCAGGGGCCAAUGGGCACUGCCCUGUGA
Molecule: messenger RNA, 1192 nt
Organism: Acanthisitta chloris (rifleman)
Lineage: Eukaryota; Metazoa; Chordata; Aves; Passeriformes; Acanthisittidae
Product: V-type proton ATPase subunit B, kidney isoform-like
Exons: 10
Biological process (GO): proton transmembrane transport
Cellular component (GO): proton-transporting V-type ATPase, V1 domain
Molecular function (GO): ATP binding; proton-transporting ATPase activity, rotational mechanism
Source: RefSeq, a predicted model, not a curated record